UGUCUUCAGUAGUCAGUCAGAGCUGAGCCACCGUUGUCAGGGACAGGAUGCUUCCAUGGAGCUGCUCUCUGGCAAAAAUUACUUUCUAAAGUGCAAUAUUUAUAUCAUGCUAUUAGCAUGUGCCACCUGUACUGUGCUGAAACUUGUGGUACCAUCUCCGACUAUUCAUGGCAUCAAGGGACAGCCUCUUAUCCUGCCCAUUCACUAUGACGUCGAUACGUCUGUAUCCGGAGUCCAAAUCAUAUGGCUGCUUGAAAGGCCGCGGGACCUGGCGAAAUUGCUGAUAACGUCCUAUAAUCAGUCAGUUUUCCCAGAUAUGGAAUUACGACACAAGUUUACACUGAAUCCACCAAAUGCUUCCUUGCUGAUCAAUUCCUUACAUGUAAGUGAUGAGGGAAGCUAUACUGUGAAAGUUAACGUAGAAGAAGAAAUCACUGUGUCAGCCACUCAGAAGAUCGAAGUCACUGUAAAUGUUCCAGUUUCAAAGCCCAUUGUGAAAAGUGAGCCAUCUUACGGGGCCGUGGAGUAUGUCGGCAACAUCACGUUCAGAUGUUUGGUGUUGAUGGGAAAUCGAAUAUUAUAUCAGUGGCUAAAAAAUGGGAACCCCCUGCAGGGCAGCUCCAGGUAUUGGUUCUCCCAAAGUAAAGACAUGUUCACCAUUUCUCCUGUCAUGAAGAGCGAUAUUGGGAACUACAGCUGUUUCGUCAAGAAUUAUGUCAGUGAAAUGGAAAGCGACAGGAUCACACCGACGAUCUAUUAUGGACCUUAUGGGCUGCGAGUGAUCUCAGAUAAAGGACUCCAGGUCGGGGAGGUCUUUACCAUUGACAUUGGGGAAUCUGUUCGUUUUGACUGUUCUGCUGACUCAAACCCACCAAACACAUGUGCCUGGAUCCAAAGGCGUAACAACUCCACCGAGAUCAUCAACUAUGGACCAUACUUUAACCUUCUCUCCGACAAAGUCAGACAAAAGACUGUGGAUUACUUGUGCCGGGCGUACAACAAUAUCACCGGGAAAGGAGAAGAGGCCCAAUUUACUGUCAUCAUUACACCCAUCGACGCAGAAAAACUCUCCCAGGUUUCCAAUUCCUUGUCGCCGUUGGCAGCCAUAACAGGAGUGUCGCUAUUUGUAAUCCUGUUCAUUAGUCUUCUGUUUGUGUGGAAAAAAUAUCGGCUUCAUAGAGCCAUUCACUGGAAGCUUCAGCCCAGAAGGUCUUCAGCAGAAUGUAGACGGACACCAAUAUUUUCAGGGCACGAAGACGCUAUUAAUGAUUUUGGGAUAUAUGAGUUUGUUGCCUUGCCAGAUGCUUCUACUCCUCACCGUGUGUCAGGAGCUGCUCCUAAUACUUUGCAAGUCCAGGAUAUAAAUGGCACAGUCUAUGAAGUUAUACAGUACGUCCCAGAGCAAGCACAAAGUGAUCCGCAAUCGUAAAGAUGACAACGUGGCUACAUAAAAAGCACCAUGAAUGUUAUACUUCGUGUCAUUGUACAGUGAAAUGACUUGCAGUUAAAUACCUCACUCUUCUGCCAGUAACUGACACAUAUUACCCCACAGUCCUAUGGUUUGUUGUAGAUACUAUAAUAAUACAAUAACAUCUGCAUGCCAUCCAGAUAAAUAUUUCAUCCCUUUUAUAAGGGACACAAAUGUUUUAUACAGUGUAUGUGACAUGCUGACUAGGGUCCGGUUUGAUGUUGCGAUCAGACUUGGAGUAAUUAUCUCAUGUGGUCUCAAUCAUCCAGUCACAAAAUAUGUAUAAAUCAUAAUUAUCCUAUAAAGUAUGAGUUGUCAGUCCUUCUGCCAACAGUAACAAUUUCCAAUGGGCAAAACCUGCCUGACAUACUGUACCAGAAAAGAGUUGUGGCCUCUCUAGGAAUGAGCGUGGCAAAUACUUGUCUGCCAUGGUUCGGGUGGACCAAAUUGUGGCCUAAGACUGUGGUUCUCAUGUUUUCCUCCUUAGCUGGCACCUACUGUAAGUAUCAGCGUGCCAUUGUGCUGGGACGCCAAGUGCCAAUAUAUAAUUUACCCUGGAAUACAAUGUAUUGUAUCUGCCAAUUAGGGGACCCUAGAAAAAGAUUCAGUGUGACCUGACCCACACACGUGGCUAAUUUGUCCUAACUCACCAGUUGUGAAUGUUGGGAGAUACGCAUGAUAUUAGAUUGUAAGUUGUAGGGAGCAAGCAUCCCUCUUUCAUGUCCUAAUUCAUUCUUAUAAUCAUGGCACUACAUUAAUCAUUGUAGAAUUAAGGUACACGUUGACAUUGUGGACGUUUGCCAUCUUGUGGGCUGAACCAGUGGAUAUGAAUUUGCUGCCUAUCAAUUCACUAGGAACCAAUGACAUCACUGGGGCAUGAACUGUAAAAAAAUAUAUAGGGUUAUGGUUCAGUGAUGUCACCAAUUCCUAAUAACAUCAGGCUGCAUUCUGAUUGGUUCAGCCUACUAGGCAGUUAGGUAUAUUUAUUGCGCAUUGGCAGCUGGCACACUUCAAUAGUGAACUGAUAUUAUGUGAAUAGAGCCGCCAUAGAGAUGGGCAGGUCAUUAUGCUGUAUGGUAUUGUUGGGGUAGGACUGGGAAGACUUAAGACCUAAUUCCACCCGCACUUCAACAUUUUGAGGCCGUUUGUGUCAUAAAGCAAACAUUUCACUAAAUAACUUGCGAACACUAGUAUCUUAUAAUUUGCCCAGCAAAAGGCGACUGCACAAAUGCCUUCCCUGACUGAAAUCCAUCCUCAAACAAUUAGAAUAUAUGAUUAUAUUUAUUUAAGAUUCUUUAGAAGGGGUGUGCACUGUAAGAUAACUUUAAUGAAUUAGCUUGUACAAGCUCAUCCUGCAAUCUUUACUGAAUACAUUGCUUUCUUCUUGGGCCUCCUUCUGUGCUUUUCAGCCACGCAGGAGCGUAGCUAGCAAUUUAUGGGCCCCAUAGAAAUAUUUGUGAGAUCCCAAUGGCUCACACAGAAACAUGAUAGAGACAAGAAAGAAAUGACACCCAUCAGAUGUAGGCAGUGAUGCAAGUAGAAAUAUUUUCUUAGUGGUACUGAGUGCCGAAAAAUGGGCGUGGUCCAGAGCCGGAUUAAGGGGGGUGCCCCGGGUGUCAGUACCCCGGGCCCCCCUGUCUUAAGGGGCCCCCCGGCCGGAGCUCUGCACCGCUCUACAGGUUGGCGGGGCAGGAGGGAUCCACGCUGUGCAUGCGGCUUCCUCCCCCCUCCUCUCGGGCAGCACGGUUGGGGACUGAGUCAAGCAAUCUCCAGCCUUCGCUGCUGCCAGGAGAGAUGCUGCUGGCGGCAGAGGCUGGAGAUUGCUUGACUCAGUCCCCGACCAUGCUGCCCGAGAGGAGGGGAGAGGAAUCCGCAUGCACAGCCACACUCCUCCCCCCGCAGCGUGGAUCCCUCAUACCCCGGCAGCCUGGUGUCACUGUCUUCUCUUCUCCCCCUGCUGCAGCGCGGCUCCCGUUGCCUGUGACCGCGGGAGGUGUGC
This is a messenger RNA of Pseudophryne corroboree (corroboree frog), 3467 nucleotides long. RefSeq names its product HEPACAM family member 2 (gene HEPACAM2). Lineage: Eukaryota; Metazoa; Chordata; Amphibia; Anura; Myobatrachidae. The record is from RefSeq and is a predicted model, not a curated record. The transcript is spliced from 10 exons. Gene Ontology annotation, cellular component: Golgi apparatus; centrosome; spindle. Gene Ontology annotation, biological process: centrosome cycle. Bases 56 to 1429 code for a protein of 457 amino acids.